CACCAUAAUACUCAAAACCCAAAUCCAAAAUCCCAUAUCUUUUUCAUUUCUCUAUCUUUUUUCUUCUCUCUCCUAGCUUCUCUCUCCUAACUUCUCUCUCCUAACUUCUCUCUCUACACCAUUUUUCUGUUUAUUUGGGUUUGUGGGUUUAGCUUUUUGCAAGUUUUUGUGAGUUUUCCCAUCUGGGUUUGAUCAAAUUACAACAAAAAACCUAUCUUUUGAAUCCCCCAUGAAACCUUUCUCAAGAAAAAUCAGAUCUUGAGAGGAGCUUCCCCCCAUUGAAGAACAUCCAAAGCUUCCACCUUUUCUAAAUUCCUCUUUCUUUUCACUUCCUUCAUCACUAAGUUACCCACAAACAAACAAACAAACAAAAAGCUGCUAAAGCAAGAACACCAAGAACACCAAGAACACCAAGAACACCAAGAACAAUAUGCCCUUAGAAGGUGUUUUUAUUGAACCUUCUUCAACCCCACUUCCUGAUCUCUCUCUUCAAAUCAGCCCUCCAAAUGUUUCUUCUUCUUCUUCUUCUUCUUCUUCUUCCUCUUCCUCUUCAAUUAGAACCCUCAGCCAUGGAUUUGCACAAACAAGUUUUGAUCUUUUGAUUCAAAGAAACGACCCUCGAGCUCACACCGAGCUCUCUCUAGGAACCAACAACAACAACAACAACAAUUCCCUUAGCGGAGUGCCACUGAAUAAUCCAACACCGCCUCCUCGUCUUCGAGGGCUUUCGAUGUUCGACAUAUCAUCCGACGGGUUGCAACCGAUCAAAGGGAUUCCCGUGUAUCACAAUCGUCCAUUUUCAUUUUUGGGUGUGGAUCAAAAAGAUCAUUAUUUCCACCAUCAAUUUCCAUCAUCUUGCUUCUUCCCAAAUUACUCGAACUCGAACGGAGUUGUUCAAAUGGGUUAUCAUCAUCAUCGAGGAAUCGGAGGAAAUAACUCGUCUCCGAGGUUCAACAAUGGAGUUGUUUCUAUAGAAGCAGUUAAAUCUUUGAACUAUAAUAAUCAUAGUAAUUAUAGUAAUGCAGCUUCUUCUUCUUCUCAUGUUUGUUCUCAUGGAAUGAUGAUGAGAUCCAGAUUUUUGCAGAAGCUUCCUGCAAAACGAAGCAUGAGGGCUCCUAGAAUGCGAUGGACUACCUCCUUACACGCUCGCUUCGUUCACGCCGUCGAACAUCUCGGCGGCCAUGAAAGAGCGACCCCAAAAUCAGUUCUUGAGCUGAUGGAUGUGAAGGAUCUAACACUGGCUCAUGUGAAAAGCCAUUUACAGAUGUAUCGAACUGUUAAGACCACUGACAAGCCUGCAGCUUCCUCAGGCCAAUCAGACGGUUCGGGAGAAGAUGAGGUAUCGCCUACAUUGGGGACGAUUAGCGGGGGUCAUGGCCCCAAACAAUUUUCCGAUCAAAGAGCUCCGCCCGACCGGUCUGGCCAGCAAUCGCCCGAUUUGGAAUUUGGCUCCUCCACUCUUUGGUCUAAUUCCUCAAGAGAUGUUUGGGCAGAAACAAACGGCAAUGAAAUGGAUGUGAUUAGGCCAAGUUUGUAUGCCAAAAUGCAGCAGAAAUGCAUGCACCAAAUUCAGGAAUGUGAUUCAGGUGCAAUGAAGAAAUACAAUUCAGAAUGCUGCAACAAACCAAGCUUGGAGUUCAGGUUAGGCAGAGCAGAGUGGGACGUGGAAGAACACUAAAUUUGGUGAGUGCUAUAUAUAUAUAUAUAUAUAUAUCAUACACAUACACAAUUGGAAGAGAUUUUAGCUUGGGGGGAACAAGAAGAUGAAGAUAUAUAUAGUGAUUUUGUUCAAUGUUUUGAGCUA
Cucurbita moschata (crookneck pumpkin) is the source of this 1804-nucleotide messenger RNA. RefSeq names its product transcription repressor KAN1-like. NCBI's taxonomy places the organism in Eukaryota, Viridiplantae, Streptophyta, Magnoliopsida, Cucurbitales, Cucurbitaceae. The coding region runs from base 431 to 1678 and encodes 415 amino acids. Gene Ontology annotation, biological process: abaxial cell fate specification; regulation of DNA-templated transcription. Gene Ontology annotation, molecular function: transcription cis-regulatory region binding. Gene Ontology annotation, cellular component: nucleus. The transcript has 7 exons. The record is from RefSeq and is a predicted model, not a curated record.